UCUACCGUACGUGUGUGUGGCUUUUUGUGGCUGUUUUUUGUUGCUGGGCGCGGCAGCAGCAGUUCGACGUGAACUCGCGAGCGGCCAACACGUAAGCGGCGCGUUGUGCAGCUGGUUAAAAAACUCGGCAGAAAAAUACAAAAAAAAAAAAAACAAACACCAACAACAACAGCAACAGCAACCAACUCGAUAAUAGGCAGCGGCGCAACUGAAGUGUGAAUUCAUAUUGAGGUUAUGUAACGAGAUAUAGUACAAAAAAGGCGAAAACAAAACGCACUAGCUGCAUUAGUCAGGUCGCACGCUCACCUGGAAAAUUCAGAUAAUUCCCAGCACGCGCUUCGUUUCGGGCUUACUACGCAUUCGCAAUGGAGGAGGCAAAAGCUCCAGCGCAGGCGCAAAGCCAUCCUUUGGAGGAUGUGGCCCUCAAUGGGAACGCCGACGACAAGCAGACGCCCAAAAAUUGGGUUAAAUUCGACGACGAGGCGGACAGCGGUGAAAAAAACAAUAACAGUAACGACGGCGAUGCCACACAGCAGCAGCAGCAGCAACAACAAAACAAGUUAACUCUGCCGCCACCGCCGUCGGUGGUUAGUAGCAACAACAACAGGCGGGCGCGCUCGCGCAGUCCGUCCGCUGCGGCAGCAACAACAACAACCACACCUGUCCAGCGCACGGCAGUUUCCUCGACCACAGCUGCGACACCGGGCGAAGUGCAGGCCCAGUCAUCUCCGCCGGAUGUGGCGCCCGCUGUUUUGACAACCGAGAGCACGCACGUUAAUCUGAGUGCAUCCGGCAGUGGCAUCGUCAGCGGAGCAAGUGCGAGUGCAAGUGCCAGUGGAUACGCAGCUGGCCCAGUGCGCCAUACUCCGCAGCUAAUAAACCAAAAAGCCGCCGCUGCGCCCUCUCCCUCGUCCGCUGGGGCGGCGUCCUCCAGCCACCAGCACAAUGGAGGUGGCGCCAACGGAACUGGUAUUAGCCAGCCGGCGGACCAGGGAUCCGGGAUGCGCACAAUCGAGUUGUCAACGGGUCGCAUACGCGAGGGAUUCGCAAAUGGCGAUGUCAUCGUCACACUUCUGCCGGCCAACACGAAGUGGCCCUGGAUAACCCCUGCCAUAUUCCGUCCGGAGCUGGUGCCCGAGGAGCUGAUGGCUCAAGGCCUGACGCUCACGGUGGAGGACUAUGUGAACGCGAUGGAGACUCUGGUGAACGACUACCGCUUUACCGUGUACAACAUCUGCUACAAGCGCAUCCUGGUCUGCUGGAUCCUGUUCGCCUUUACGGUGCUGCUGGCCCUGCUCUUCUCCGGACUGCAGGGCGUGGCCCUGUUCGCCCUGGGCGUGGGUUGGCUCUUCCUGAACGCGGCGGCCAUCUUCCUGUGCAUGUGGGUGAAGCUGCGCCUGUCGCGUGGCCUGGAAAAGUGCCUGGCCCGCGUGAACCGGCAGCUGAUGCGCCACAAGAUCCUGCUGGUGCUGGACGACCGGGGUCGCAUCUCGUGCCACAAGGUCAACCUGUGCUUCAUGUACUUUGAUGCGACGCAGUGCGUAAAUUUCCUGAACGAGUUCCUGGAGCACACGGAGCAAACUGGAGGCGAUGCCAUCAAGGCGGGCUGGGAGGCGAAGCUGGACAUUGACCUCGAGGACAUCGUUAUCCAGGGCAGUCAACCGGUGCGAGUGCCCCGCAAGCAGGAGCGCGGCAUGCAGCUGUUCCUGCGCUACGGAUCCCGAUGGGGCAUGGAGGCCCUGAGGGGCCUGGUGGACGUGACCCCCUUGGAGCCGGGACGCCACUGCGGACAGUUCCAGUGCCCCUGCCAGUACAUCAAAGAGCACCUGCAGUGCAAACCGCGAGGCAAGUUCAAGUGUUGCAAUUUAGUGCAUUGGGUGAUGGCAUCUGAACGCUACGAUAUCGAUAAUUGAAACUUGUUGUUCUUGUGAAUGUCUGUGUCCUGUAACUAAAAGAAUUUACUGAGAGGCUUUAUUUGGAACCCAUGAAUUUAUAUAAUCUGCUAUAAUCGCGGCGGAAGAAUAAUAACAAUAUGCUACCUGGAAAAACGUCCUACUUUUCCGCCUCUUAUGCCAAUGAUCGACUCUCUUUCGUUUCAGAUGUUAGUCCCUAGGGCUGAGACAAAAUUUUGGGGGUCCUUGGCAGCUCUCCCUUUAUUUCCUUCUAUAAUCUAUAUUCUUCCUUCUAUGCCUAAUUAUAUGUGUGCUACAUUAACCCUGCAGAUAUUUCUAAAUUUUUGAUCAACCAUGUUCUUUUCAUGCUUCCAAAAUUGUACACAAAACAGUUGCAAUAAACAGCAUUGGCCAAGUAGUUUGGACCCGAUUCCCCUUGUUUGGUGGCUAGAGAGUUAGCUGUUUGUUGGCCACAAUAAUACACAAGCACCCCACGAUUUCACACAGAAAUACUAAGCCGUUUCGAUAAUAAUAUUUCAAAAAGAUUGCGCUGCAUAUUAUAUAUUAUAUAUAUUAAUCAAGCGAAUGAAUUUCUAACAUAAGCCCUGUAUAAAUUGCCUUUAUGAAGUACUUUUAACUUGUUGGUGUCACAAAUAAAUGUCAAAUAUACAUGUACAGAUAUAUAUGCAUAA
Drosophila erecta is the source of this 2584-nucleotide messenger RNA. RefSeq lists its product as uncharacterized. The transcript is spliced from 5 exons. Bases 366 to 1913 code for a protein of 515 amino acids. NCBI's taxonomy places the organism in Eukaryota, Metazoa, Arthropoda, Insecta, Diptera, Drosophilidae. The record is from RefSeq and is a predicted model, not a curated record.